AUGGCGCCAAAUUCCAAACUCAAUGCAAAGCGCAAGGCGCAGAGAGAGUCGACCAAACAACCUGGAAAACCGCGAGCCGAGCGCCGCCCAAACGAAGAUUCAAAGGCGCAGUACAUUCCCAUUGAACUUCAACAACUCCUGCUCAAUAUCUUCCGGAACUCGUUUGCUGAACAUUUGAGUUCGGAUUUUGCGCCGUUGCUGCAGGAAGUCAAAGGUCAUUUGUACAAUCGCGACUUUGCGACUGCUUUUGGGAAGAAUGAGUAUCUUGAGGUGUACGCGGCGAGGUGGAGCCCAAGUCGAGCGUUGGGGUAUUUGGAUUUGUUAUGGGAAUUAAGGGAUCAUUUGGAGUUUGUGAGUGAAAAUUCGGGUGCGGAUGGAGAGGAAGAGAAUGGGAGGAAGAGUUACAAGGUUGUGUGUUUAGGUGGAGGUGCUGGCGCGGAAGUCGUGGCAUUGGGGGGAUUGCAGAAGUUGCUUUCGACUUUAGACCCACAAGAGGAGGGAGAUGAUGAGAAGAAGAAGAAGAAGCCAAGGAGGAUGGAGAUCUCGGCCGUUGAUAUUGCAGACUGGAAUGUCGUGGUGGAGAACUUGGCACAGCAUCUCACGACCACACCGGUACUGUCAAAGUACGCUUCGGCCGCUGCAAAAGCUGCAAACGUCCCGUUCGCCAAUCCGGAGGAUAUUUCUAUUACGUUCCACCAGCACGAUGUGCUUCAAGCUUCUACACCUGCUAUAAACUCGCAGCUUGCAGAGGCUAGCCUUGUAACCCUGCUCUUCACACUCAACGAACUUUACACGACAUCACUGCCUCUGACGCAGAAGUUCCUGCUACACGUUACCUCUGUCCUUCAGUCUGGAGCCUUGUUGUUGGUAGUGGACAGCCCCGGAAGCUACUCGUCAGUUACUCUCAACGGCGCAGAGAAGAAGUACCCUAUGCAGUGGCUACUGGACCAUACGCUGUUGAAUCAGGCGAGCAGCAACAAGAAUGAACGGGGCAAAGAGGAGAUUGCAAGCUGGGAGAAAAUCACAGAGGAUGACAGCAGGUGGUUCAGAUUGGACGACAGACUGCAGUAUCCAAUCGAGUUGGAAAACAUGCGCAUGCAAAUGCACCUUCCACGCGGCGGAUAUGGUGCGACAUUGUGGAUGUCUCAGGCUGCCCUCACCGCAACUCGCAGCUUCUACAACAUCAUUACUCAGGCCGAACAAAGGCUCAUGCAAGAACACCACCCAUCCCUACCAAAGGGAGCCAUUCGUCGUCUGUUAUAG
Pyrenophora tritici-repentis Pt-1C-BFP is the source of this 1263-nucleotide messenger RNA. NCBI's taxonomy places the organism in Eukaryota, Fungi, Ascomycota, Dothideomycetes, Pleosporales, Pleosporaceae. The record is from RefSeq and is a predicted model, not a curated record.